AUGGCUGCAUCUGGUAUGUCAGUCGGUGUAGUAUGUCAUUAUUGGUACAAAUACUUAGAUGCUAAGUUACCAGAAUGUACACUUAAAGUAGUUUUAAAAAAAGUUGUUAUAGAUCAAUUAGUCUGUUCUCCACUUUGCAUAACAAUGUUUUUUUUAUCAUUAGCCAUUUUAGAAAAAAGCAGCUGGUCUGAAUUAAAGAAUGAGAUUAUUAGGAAAGCACAUAGAUUGUAUAUAGCCGAGUGGAUUGUCUGGCCACCAGCACAGAUUUUCAAUUUCUAUUUCUUACCAACUAAGUAUAGGGUACUCUACGACAAUACUAUAUCACUAGGUUAUGAUGUUUAUACUAGUCAGGUAAAACAUGACAAUCCAAAGUGCAAUUUGAAAAAUGUUGACUGA
Molecule: messenger RNA, 396 nt
Organism: Dufourea novaeangliae
Lineage: Eukaryota; Metazoa; Arthropoda; Insecta; Hymenoptera; Halictidae
Product: mpv17-like protein 2
Exons: 1
Coding region: 1-396 (131 amino acids)
Biological process (GO): mitochondrial ribosome assembly
Cellular component (GO): cytoplasm; membrane
Source: RefSeq, a predicted model, not a curated record